This is a messenger RNA of Eimeria maxima, 3903 nucleotides long. RefSeq names its product zinc finger (CCCH type) protein, putative. Lineage: Eukaryota; Apicomplexa; Conoidasida; Eucoccidiorida; Eimeriidae. The record is from RefSeq and is a predicted model, not a curated record. Gene Ontology annotation, cellular component: nucleoplasm; nucleolus. Bases 1 to 3903 code for a protein of 1300 amino acids. The transcript is spliced from 4 exons.
AUGCCCUUAUUCUCAUGGUAUCGUAAGUCUAAUGCUAGGAAAGAAGCAGCAGCAGCAGCAGCAGCAGCUGAAAAUAACAGCAGCAGCAGCAGCAGCAAUAAUAAUAAUAAUGGAGGAGGAGGAGGAGGAGGAGGAGGGAGGAGACAAAGAAGAGAAGAAAGAGGACAAUCAUCUGCUGCAGCAAAAUCAUCAGCAAUACUUAGGCGUCGUCUUAAUAAUAAUAAUAAUGCAGACACUGCAGCAGCAGCAGCAGCAGCAGCAGCAGCAGCAGCAGCAAAUGCAGCAGCAGUUGUAGCAGCAAAUGCUCAUCAUCCAGGUAGCAGUUAUACUAAUAUGCAUACAGCAGAUCCGCAGCAGCAGCAGCAGCUACAGGAGUUAGCGCUGCAGCAGCAGCAGCAAACUUCCUUCCAUGGUACUUUUGCUGAUGGUAUGAGCUACAAGCAGCAGCAGCAACUGCAGCAGCAACUGCAGCAGCAACUGCAGCAACAGCAGAGGCAGCAGCAGCAAUACGAUGCACAAGUCUUAGCUGAAUUCGCCAAUAUACGCACAGACACGUCGCGAUGGACUGCUGAGCAGCAGCAGCAGCAGCAGCAGCAGCAGCAGGAGCAUUUAGUAGCUGCAGCAGCAGCAACAGCAGAAGCAGAAUACAGCUUUGAUCUUGCUGUUAGUAGCGGAUUGUCUCCUUGCUUCUCCUUAGAACAAGAACAGCAGCAGCAGCAGCAGCAGCAAGUUGCAGCAGGAUUGCAUGCAGCUGACAGCAGCAUAGCUGGAGAAUUUAGCAGCAGCAGCAGCAGCACACCAUGGCUGUCUCAUCCCUUCACAGAGGAGCAGCAGCUGAUUCUGCUGCACCAGCAGCAGCAACUGCAGCAACAGCACCAACUGCAGCAACAGCAGCAGCAGCUACAGCAGCAACUGCAGCAACAGCAGCAGCACAUCACCACCAAUCCUCUAGGAAGAAGUCUUACCUUAGGUGGUCUGUACACCCCACAGCAGCAUCAGCAGCAGCAGCAGCAGCAGCAACUGCUGCUACAAGGUAACCGUGUUGCUUCUUCUGUCUCCUCUCCAUGGGGUUUCCCUUCUGCUUCUGCUGCAGCAACAGCAGCAGGAGAGACACAGCAGCAGCAGCAGCAGCAGCUGCUGCAGCAGGACUUUGACUCGGUCAUCAAGGGUUACAACACCUCUUCCUUACCUCUACUGCACAACAACAACAGCAGCAGCAGCAACAGCAGCAGCAACAGCAGCAGCAGCAGCAGCAGCAAUGAGCUACCUGCUGUAGCUCGUAGUGUGGGGCUUUUUGACAGCAGCGGUGUCUGGGCAGCAGCAGCAGCAGACAUCUGCAUGCAAGGAGAGAAGCAUGCAUAUACUAGGCAGCGUAGCGACAGCAGCAGCAGCAGCAGCGGUACAGAUACAGCAGAUGUGCUGCUGCGUAUGCUUAGUAGACAAUCUAGUACAUCCAGCAAAGAUUCAUCAUCUGCUACUGCUGCUGCUGCAGCAGCAGCUGCUGCAGCAGCAACAGCAACAGCAGCAGCAGCAGCAGUUGUUGCAGGGGCAGGGGAAGAAAUAUCUGAAUCUGCUGCUCAGCUACCGCCAAUCCCUCCCCCUUCUUUAUCAUGGUAUUGCCACCCAAAUAGAGAGGAAGGAUUCAGCAGCAGCAGCAGCAGCAGCAGCAGUUUCUCGCUGCAGCAGCAGCAGCAGCAGCACCAGCUACAUGAACAGACAGAGGAGUUUCUGCUGGAUUCAGAGGCAGCAAGUGGUGAUAGUUUAUUCAGUUCUUCUUCUAGUUUCCAUCUACAUUUACAGAAGCAGCAGCAGCAGGUGCAGCAGCAGCAGCAACAGCAGCAGCAGCAGCAGCAGGAAGAAGAAGAUAGCUAUCUUCCUUUUGAUUCCUUAGGUGUCCUUGAGAGACUUGAUCUAAGCAGCAGGGAAGCAGCAACUCCUUCUCUCUCCUUCCCUGUUAGGCUGCCUCUGCUGCCUGCUGCAGCAGCAGCAGCAGCAGCAGGUGCAGCAGCAGGAGGUACAGGUGCAACAGGUACAGGUAUAGGUGCAACAGGUGCAGCAGCAGCAGCAGCAGCAGCAGGAAGAGGUGCAACAUUAGGUAUACAUUUAAAUUCUGUAUAUCUAAUUGCUGCUGAUGCUGAGCAGCAGCAGCAGCUGCUGCUGCGGCUGCUGGAGUCUCGUGCUGCAGCAAAGGUGCUGCUGCUGCACGGAUCUGCUGCUACUGGCUGUGCCUUACAGGAUCUGCUGCAGCAGCAGCAGCACAGCAGCUUACUAGAUCAGUACUCAGUAGUUGCAUGGGACAGCAGCGACAGCAGCAGCAGCAGCAGCACGAGCUGCAGCAGCAGCAGUUGCAGUAGUAGCAGCAGCAGCAAAGAAUCUUUAUGCUUUAGGAGCUUCUCUGCUGCUCCUGCUGCUCCUGCUGCUGCUGCUGCUGCACUUCAUGUAAGGCAGCAGCCAAGGAACGAGGAAGAAUCUAAGGAAAUACUUGAAUGUGCAGCAGCAGCAGCAGCAGCAGCAGGAGAUGUAUUUACGGUAUGGACAGAUCUAUUGAUUAAUAGCGGAGCAGCAGCAGCAGCAGAAGCAGCAGCAGCAGCAGGGCUUUGUCAUGAUCAGCAGCAGCAGCAGCAGCAGCGGCGGCUCUUUUCUGCUGCUGAGCUGUCCUUGUCUUCCUCUAGUCCUCCUCUUACUCAUAGACGACUAUACUCUACGGACUCUGCACCUCUUGCUGCUGCUGCUGCAGCAGCAGCAGCAGCAGCACCAGCAGCAACAGGAUGCAUGCAAUUGCUGCUGCAGGAGCUGCAAGCAGCAACUUGCCAGACACUUGGGGAACCUGCUGCUGCUGGUGUCUGUGUGCUCAUAGACGCCAGACCUGCAGCAGCAACAGCAGCAGCAGCAGCAGCAGCAGCAGCAGCAAAUCCGUUGCCCUCCUGGUCGUUGCAUGCAGAUGUAGAUCAUCAUGGUGUAUUCUCUGUUGACAUGCUAUGCAGCAGCAGCAGCAACAGCAGCAUUGGAAGCAAACAGCAGCAGCAGCAGCAGGUGCUGCAGCAGGAGGAGCAGCAGCUAGGACUAGAGGCAGCAAUAGUUAAGAGAGGAGCAGUAAGGAGAUGGCAGCAAGUCUUAUCUGCUGCUGCUGUGCUGCUGCCCUCUUAUGACUAUAAGCAGCAGCAGCAGCAGCAGCAGCAACAUUCUUGGCUGACAUGGGGAGGGGUGCAUGCAAGACAGGUACGACCUCCAGCAGCAGCAGCAGCAGCAGCAGCAGCAGCAGCACAAUCUGCUGUUUAUAGGAGAAUAAUUGCUGCAGCAGAUAAAGAUAUCUUCUUUGCCUACGAGCUGCUGCAGCAAGCACAAGCAGCAGCAGCAGCAGGCAACAGCAGCAGCAACAGCAGCAGCAACAGCAGCAGCAGCAGCAAAGGUCUCAUUACAUGCCUCCAUACAGUCCGUUUCCCCCUCUGUGACGACCCAGAUGCAGCAGCAGAGGCAGCAGCAGCAGCAGCAGCAGCAGCAGCAGCAGGAGAAGAAGACGAAGAUCCAGAAGCAGCAGCAGCAGCAGGUGUGGUGUAUCUACAGCCACCAGCAGCAGCAGAAGCAGAAGAUGCUCUAUGGGUAGCGAAGAAGACGAAGCAGAAGCAGCAGCAGCAGCAGCAGCAGCAACUGCAGCAGCAGCAGCAACUGCAGCAAAUGCAGCAACUGCAGCACCAGCUUGUCUUCAUAAGCUACACAAUUGCUGCCGCGAGCUGCUGCUGUCUGAGGGCAGCUGCUGCUGCCCUUGUGCUGCACUCUGGCCUCCAAGUAGCUGUACUGGGCAUGCAGAACAGCAGCAGCAGCAGCAGCAGCAGCAACAGCAACAGCCGCAGCAGCAGCAGCAGCAGGAAGCUAUGGUACCAUCAGACUCUUUGCGUCAAUUAA